Messenger RNA from Leishmania mexicana MHOM/GT/2001/U1103, 10959 nucleotides. Its product is annotated as putative protein kinase. Gene Ontology annotation, molecular function: protein kinase activity; ATP binding. NCBI's taxonomy places the organism in Eukaryota, Euglenozoa, Kinetoplastea, Trypanosomatida, Trypanosomatidae. Gene Ontology annotation, biological process: protein phosphorylation. The transcript has a single exon. The coding region runs from base 1 to 10959 and encodes 3652 amino acids. The record is from RefSeq and is a predicted model, not a curated record.
AUGCAGAGGCAAAGAGAAGUCGCUCCCGCGGAACUAACUCUUCUCUGUGCGUGUCGUGUUCCCAUCCCAGCCAUGGAGGGCUAUUCAGUGAAGGUGGGCUCUUCAUCCCAGUCGCCAGAGGGCAGCGCAGCUGGGGCCGCAGCGGAGACGCUCACAUUGCCGACAACUGGGCAAGCAGUGAUAAGCAGCAACUGCAGCACAACUCAAGCCGGCAACUUUCCUCAUCUGUUGAGCAAGAGCUUGGCACACGCGGCAGCCGUGGCGGCAACAGCCACAGCAGCGGAGUCAGCGGAGUCGGCGGUGCCAAUGCAGUCACGCUCUUUAUCCCUGGUGACGGAUACCUCGAAAAGCACACCGGCAAGCACGGGGGUGUUUGCAGGUGACAUUGAUUGGCCGCAGUGGGGAUUAGUUCCUGUGGUUUCGCUGUGUGGCGCCGCGGUGAAUGCCCCUUCCUCGCCGCCGCCGGCCGCCGCCGCUGCAUCCGCGCCGCUCACGGCAUCCCCUGAGAAACCGCUCACACCUUCUACUAUGGUGCCUCCCGUCUUACCAGUGUCGGCCUUGCCCUUCAUCAUUAGCGUCGUCACGCCGGUGAGUGGGUCAAGUGCCGCGGCCGAGAUGAGCACCGCACCGACGCAGGAGAUGCUGGCGAAACUCUCGGCGCUCUCGAUGGACAACGCGACUUUGUCGACGCUGUCCCCUCCCAGUUGUGACCCCCUCGCCCCCUGCCACGACUUCAACCGGCGACUGAACAGCAGUCUCGGUGUCUCGUCUGCCUCCUCGGUCCCCCUUCUGCGGAGCAUGCCACCCCCUCUGGCGAGGUCGCUUGGCGACAACAGCAGCUGCAGUGACGACAGCGCAGCCGCGGCCACUGCUGUGUCACCGCUGUCUACGCUCCUAUCGCGGCGUUGCUCGGGGCCGCAUCCACCUUCACUGCCGAAAAGUCAGACACCCGCUUCCCUGCUGUCCGUCGGAGAGGCGGAUGCACCUCUCGCGCCUCCUUCAAGCCCUUCAGAGCCACCUUUGCCAUUGCCAGACGCCGCACCCUCUCCACAGGCGCCCCCUGCGGACGUCGUCGCGCGGCUGAACCCCUCGCUGCUCCUCAUGGCGCAGACGCUGUGUAGCUGCCCUUUUGCGGAGGUCAUGUGCCCGGUCCUCGUGAUGGAGGGUCCGAGAGCGCGCGUCGCCGCGGCCGCGACAAUAAACCCAGACCCAGCGAGCUCCUUGGCGGGGACCGUAGACUCCGACACACAGAGGCAGACCCUGCCUCUCACACUGGGGUGCCCGCCCUACCCCGAGUCGUCAUCGAGCUCGUUCCGUCACCUCGACUCCCCGCAGCCUCUGGCUAACAACGCCACCGUCCUUGACCGCAAAGAGGACGAGAUGACCGGGGACAGCCGCGGCACUCACCACCAGCCCGCCGCUGCGGUGGCGAAGGGAGACGCGAGCGACGUCGGUGCCAAUGGCGAAGGCGACCCCGAGACGAACUCGGCGCCCGCAUCGAGGAUGCCGGAGUCGAUAUCCAAAACCUUGAUGGGCCGCGCGUCUCUGUCGUCGCACAGCGCGACCACCAACGCCGCCACCGUGGCCACCGUCACCACUGCAACGGCGACCGGAAAUUUCACUCCUGGCCACAGCACAUUCCCGCUGGAGUGGCAGGCCAGCGACAGCCCGACGCCGCCUUCAUCAUGCGCCUGGUCGCUCGUGUACGCCAACGACGCUGCUGUGAGCAUGCUCGGCUGCAGCAACGUGGAUGAGGUGACGGCGGCGGCAUUUGAUAAUCUGUUCUGCUGCUUCGCGCUGACCUUUCCCCCGAGUGCCUCCACCGGCAGCAUCCGCAGCAACGUGCCCCUCGUCACCACAGCAGCAGCAACUGAUGUGGCAUCAGUGCCAUUCGCGCUCGCCUCGCUACUCGCUAUCGCGUCAUCAUCGUCACCGCAGGCUGCAUGCGUCGGGGAGAAAGAUAUGGCCAGCAAUGUCAAAAACGAGGACAAGGGAAGCCAGAAGCAUCAGAAGCCGUCAUCCAACGCAGUGCGGCAACCGGGAUGGCGGGAGGUGCAAAACAUAGGCGAGCUUUUCACCCUUCCCAACUACAGCUACGUCAUCCUGUACAGCAAGCGCACCUCCGCAUACUACGCGGCACUUGCGGUGCCGUCGCAGCAGCCGAGGAUGCCGCAGCGAACCAGCGUGAACAGCGAGAGUACGCCGUCGUCGCUCCCUGCCACGGCGGCGUCAACGAUGAUGUCAGCUGCCAUCAACUUGGCGGCAAACACGAGCACGCCUCGGAUGGAUUCGCCGUCAACGAUGCGGAACCAGUCCCUGCGCCCCACUAACCAGCAAGCUCAAAGCUACCCACCAGUGCCGAGGAAUCCAUCACACCCCAGCGCAGACGUCCCAUCGUCGAGGCUGACGGGCAGCGCGGAGGCCACCGCGAUGGGGCAGUGCGAGCGACGAACCUCGACGAUAUCAGCAGCAACGAGCACCUCCUCCCCCCUCGAGCCCGACCUGAGUGGUGGAGCGUUGCCGCCGCCGCCGAUGCAGCAGCAGCAGCAGCGUUGCAGCCAGUACGUGGAGAUUUACAUCCUUCAGCGGCUAGAGAGUAACCAUAGGCCAGCUGGUGUUGCAAGGAUGCCAACCGCGCGCGCGGUGGCCGCCGGCCCGCCGCCAACGCUGCUAAUGCCUGGCAGCGGCGCUGUCAAUGCGCGCGGGCCGUACGCUCGGACCUCAGCAUCCUCCAGCGAUCAUCGGCCCUCAGUCGUCUUUGCGCCGCCACCCGCAGAGGCACCUCAUCUGCGCAGUGCACAGCAGCUGCCGCCGCCACCGCACCGGCCACCGCACCCAGCGUUGUCUGUCUCUGCCACUGCAGCCGCAGUCACCGAAACGGGUAGUGUCGACUCUCUCGACGUCGACGUGUCGCGUCCGCUGCGGGAGCAGUAUGCGAACCGCAGCCAGCACGCCUCCCUAUACCCGGUGCUGCAGAGCCAGCGCCGGCUUCCGAGCAGCAGCACGGAACGCUCUUCUAACUGGGCUGCGUCGCGCACGAGUGGGCAUCCUGGAUCCCCAGCGCCCGGCGUGCAAGUCACCUUCGGCAGUCCUGAGACGCCCUCUGCCAACAGCGACGCCGCCUCGGCGAUGCGGAGUACCUCGCAGCACACAAACCAAAACAGUCUGUACGAUCUGAGCUACCCGGUCUUCCACGUGAAUCUUGCUCAGCCGACAAUCGCCCCAUCAGACUGCCUGUACGGCGCCAACGAGCCCGCUGGUGCAGCAGCUCCGGCGGCCGCGUUAGCGGGAGGAUCACGAGAACUGUCGCUCACACCACUGCACAAGCCAGGCGAAGGCCCGCACCACAACUACAGCAGCCCUAACAGCAGCUCUACGCCGUCGAAGAAGACGGCAUCGAAUGCCCGUCAACCGCAGCCGAAGCAGCGUCACCUGUUGAGCCGCCACCGCCAGCACAGGUCACUAGCUGGCCUUGUCGAUGACGAGGAUGAGGCGCGCGCGGUGUCCCGGUUCAAGCGCAGCUCCAUGAACAAUUCGCUGCCCAUCUCUCCAGCCCUCCAACCAGCGCCUAGGACGGCUUAUCGCCAACGCAGCCUCAGCUCCGCGCCACUGUCGGCGACAAACACAACCAUUGCCCUCCUAAGUUGUGCGCGAUUCCCCAUGAGCUCCCCUCCCUAUCAGCAGCUGCCUCCACCUAGCAGCGGACAUGUUUCGUCGUCGGGGUCGGCACGCCUGCAGUCACCCGCAGCUUCCACAGAAGCCCUCACCCCCGCAUUGGCUCUGCCAGCACGGAGGCGUACGAUGCAGGAGGUGCGCAACAUGGAGAGCGUCGUCCAGGUGGCCCAGCAGGCGCGCGCCGAACAGCAGCCUAAUUGCAAGAACCAAACUGGGCAGAUCGCGGCGUUUGUGAGCGGCUCUCCGCCGUCGGCGUGGGCUCACAGAGACUCGCAGCAGCCAUCUCUGUUGUCUUUGAGCCCUUUUCACUCGCAUGCCUCCCUGAUGUACCGCUCCCCGCACAGUGGUGGUGAUCACGGCCUCAUGAGUGGCGGCGACGCCGCAGGCCUCAGCGAACACAGCCUGCCCCACCAAACCUUCCCCAGUGCCGUGACAGGAUGCCUGCAACAACAGCAGCAGCAGCAGCAGCAGCCUUCAGGCUGGGUGUCUCCUAAAGAGACCAACGCUGCGCAGAUGCUCGGCAAUGUGGCGGGAAUGUCGUGGCAGCGGAGCAACGAGGUGGAUCAAAUUACGCCACACAAGCUUGCGGACCGGGUGCGGUCUCAGCGCGGCGUCGUGGCCGUUCUCGUGUCGACACGCCUGCCGCGCACCAUCAUUUUCAACUCGGUUGCCUUUAUGAUGUUUGUGCAGCACGUCCUGCGGUUCCAGUACCGCAACGGCGCCACGCAGGUGGCGUGCAUCCUGAACGUGCGCCGUAAGAUGCAGCUGGUCAUUGACAUGAUCCCUGUGGAGAUACUGCUGGGCGCCAGUGACUGCGUCAAGCGCACUGGCACUGACAACGGUGGCCCCAGCACCAACAGCACCAGUCCGGCCAGCCGCAGGGUGAGCGUGAGCUCGAAGGCAAAUAAUGGCAAUGCUGAGGGCACCGACGGAAGCAGCAGUACCGCAGCAAAGGCUGUCGCGGCAUUCCCGAAGCUAAACCCAACGUUGCCGAGCCCGCAGAAGGCGAAUCCCGCCGGGCCUCACCUUCUAGGCUCGCUGUCUUCAUCGGCAUCUGUCACGUCCUCACAGCAGCAGCAGCCGCAACAGCAGCGGAUGGUUCUGGAGCUACUGGGGGCAAGACUGGAGGACCUCGACGUCCUCUACAGCUACGAGGAGUCGAGGAAGGCCUUCUCUCCCGCCGCCCCCACGCUAGACAGCAGCGUCGGCGGCUUCCUGCCCAGCCGCAGCAGAAGCGGCAGUGCCCUCUUCACAAACCCCAAUAGCAGAUGUCUUCCGCCAACCGCGACCGCGUCGUCGCUGCCGUGGGGCUCGGCGCAGCGUUACUCGGCUCAAGCGUCUCCGCUGCAGUCGCCUUCAGGCGACAGCAAGGAAAGUCGGACGACGACGCCGCUGCGCAGCGUGCAGUCGCUUCUCGCCACGGACACAGUACCGCGCCAGCCACACCGCGACCCCCUGCGACGCUCCAGAGCCUGGUCUUACAGUCCUCGCCUACAGCAGCAGGCGCACGACCGUAACUCAUCCACCACCUCUCCCAUCACUGGCGUCCCAAAAGCCGCGCUCGCCUUGGAUGCAGCGUCGAGCGGCGGCGAUCGCCGCAACAGCGGACGUCGUAGCACCAGCGGCAAGCUGAUCGCCUGCAGCGGCACCGACAGGCUAUCGAAGCGGAGCAGCACCAUGAGAAGUAGUGAUAACACCGUCUCAAGCGGCGCCUUAUCGCGGCGAUCGUCGUUCAUGACACAGACAACGGUGGCGGCGGCGGCAGCAGCAGCUGUAAGCGCGGGCGACUCGGUGCAGCGGAAAGGACCAUUCGCGAUGCUUGGGGGCGCCGCAGCUCAUGUUGCAGACGGCAGUCGGGCGGGGUCCGUAGCUCUUUCGCGCGCGAGCAGCCCUGCUACGACAACGACGGCCAGCGGCACCGCGGAUGCAGCACGAGAGGGCAGUAACUUGAGCAUUCUCACGAACAAUACCACCGCGGCGAGCCACCCGUUCGGUCCGGCGUUCUCCGAGGCGCGGGCGCUUGGAAUGCAGCAGAGCACUGGUGAGGAAGGUGACAACGCGCUGUCGCGGCAACGCACCCGCAUGGAAAAGGGGGAAGGCAGCGGCGAGAUCAUCGAGACUGCCGCAGAGAGCUCGCCUACGUCGCUGCCCAGCCGUUGCACCGGCAGUGUCAAUCAGUCGCUGCUGUGGGCCUAUCCAGGGGCGGGGCCGGCUUCGCAAGCCCCACAGCAGCAGCACCGUCGCCACCCUCCACGCUAUGUGUCAAGCUCUUCCUACCUAUCCCGAGACAUGCAAGAGAGCUUGGCCAUGUGCAAUGCUGCCACCCGCAUCCGCACCGACACGUACGAGGGGCGAGUCAUAAUCCCCUUUACCACGCCGCAGCGGCUGGAGCUGCUGAGUCACCUGGGCAACGUGCAGCUCUCCAAGUAUCGCGGGCUCUCCGUCUUUGGUGUCAACCUCGUGAAUCUGGUGACCGAGGAAGCCGCCGCCGAGGCAGCGCAGCCGUCUCCGCAGAUCAUUCCCCUGCGGUACGACAUAGCAGCGCGUACGUACGUGGAGGGUGUACGCGGCAAGAGUGUCAUCUUUUCACCCUUGAUGUCGCCCACCACCGCGACGCGAUCGUUUCUGACCAGCGCCGACGUCAAGGAGACGAAGGCGGAGCCAACGGAGGCAAAAUCAGCCGUGGCAAAUACGGCGGCGGCGGCGAAUAUGUCGAGCGUCGACACUUUGUCUGAGGCUGCAGCACCUGCAGCUGGAGCGGCGGGGUCGAUGGCGUCGCGGCUACGUCCGCCUCCCCUCCAAGCGCUGGCCAGCACUACUUCCGCUGUGGCGACGGCUUCUGCGUCGACGGCGAGCCACAGGGUGUCGGUGACUAGCUCGAAGGAUGCCAGCCCAGAGCACAGGUGCGUUCACAGCAUGGUGAACAGCAGCUCUGCCGCCGCUGCACCCAGCAUCGCCGUCCCCGUUGUGAGGACGGUCAUCAGCGCAACGAUGUCCUCACUCAGUUCCCGCUCGCGCGGCGAACCCUCGGCGUUAAGCUUAGGUGCGGCUGGGCAGAAUGUAGCGCCACUAGAGACCGCAAAUCCAUCUGGCUUCUCUACCACACAGCACGGAGGCACCAGCGGCAGUACAGGCACCUCUCCGGAGGCCGUUGAUGACACGCUGCGGCGUGGCAGUGGGGCGACCGCAUCGGGAGAAACGACGCCGACGCAGCGCCACGCCGACCCCUUUCAGCUGCCGAUGGACCCUUCGCCCGCCGGCGGGACACAUCACGGCACCCACAGAGGGUUGUCAACGCUGUCGAUGAGGUCCACGGACGACGGCGAGGACGGGCAUUUCUCUGCACCCGUCGUAACAGCGGCAGCAGCGCCUGCAGAAGCGGCGAAAGGCAUGGAAGACGGUACGAGACAGCUCUCUGACAACGCUGGAAGAUGUACGAGGCAGCCGCAUGAAGACAGUCCACUCUGGGCAGCGGCGUCCUUCAGCGUAUUAACCGUGAGUAGCGAAAGUCUCCCAAGGAAAGGCAUAAGCUUGCGGCUGCCCGCAGUGCUACUUGACGACACCUUCGCCGCUGCAGAGGGCAAGAGCCGAAGCACGGCUGUCGCGAAGAACGCUGAAGAAGAGCAACUCACGGAGCGCGCGCGGACGACCACGCAGAGGGCGUCAAAGGAAAUAACGCCGCAGCUGCAACGGGGCAGCAAAGAUGCUGCGCCGGUAAGCGAGACCCACAACACGCCCAAUACGACGGUGACCGUGUCCACAGUGAUCAUGCGCUCACCACCACAGCGGCACGGGCCGCAGAGAAGCCUUACUUCACAUUCCUGUUACCACGCCGUUGAGCCGUCUGCCGAGAGCGGGACGUUACAGACACGGCUACAUGUGGCGCUUCCAUUCGCGGAAAGUUGGAACGCGGGGUCGCUGUCGACGCCAGUGAGCCCGGGCGGCAAUAUCCCCAGUACCUCUUGCGGAGUGGGGGUGUCAGGUGCGUCGAUCACUGCAAGCACCUGGGCAGACAGAACCACGUGCAGCAGCUGCAGUGGCACCCCAUCAACGCAGAGCCGGCCGUCCGUGCCGUACCCGUCGUCUCUGCCGCACCCCAUUGUCUCCUCUACGGCGCCUUUGGCUGCUGGCAACAGCAACCCAACGGAGCUGACCAGCACGCAGAGCAGCAAGACGCAGGGCCUCGUCAGCGUCUGCACACAGAAAUCUGGCGGGACAGAGUUGCUCAGCUACAGGCUGUCCAACAGUGCGGCCGCUGCCUUUGGCGACCUCAGCACCGCACUGAAGAAGGAGGAUAAUGAGCAUGCUGGGAGCAGCACGGGGGGGAGCAACACGGAAGGCAAGGAAGAGGCAAAGAAGGCGGCCGUGAACACAUCGGCAUUGCUGGGGCCCCUCGCCAUCGAGGCUCCCGAGACUGAUCGGCGCACUCAACAGUACGCGAAUUCGGUGUUGCCCUCGGGGCAAGCACCCAAAUCGGUGAUGGUCGCUGACUUAUCGGUGCACCCCGCCUUGCCGAGCACCUCAUCCACCACUCUCACUGGCACGGCUGCGGCGCAGUCGACGUCGCCGCACGCCUGCGCAGACGCAUACGCCUCGACGGCGGCUGAGGAAGGCGAUGCGAUGACAUCGACGAUGGAGGUGAAGCUGUCAGGGGUGUCCACUGACAAUGAAAGGCACAGAAACAGCGGCGACUCGGGCAACCUCGUCACACCUGUGGAUGCGAGGAACAAGGGGACGGGGGCGUCGGAUAACUGGAGCGCCCCUGCGGGCGGCGGCAACGCCAACAUGCCCGACGAGGCGAACGACUCGUUUGCCGAAAGCUUCAUGGAUAUUUUCGGUCUCGUCAACCGCCCACACCAGCUGGCAGAUCUGCGACGCUGCGUCAGCAUGCAUGUACGAAGUGUCUGCGAUCAUGGUUUCGUGUCGACUGGCAGCAGUUCCAUGUCCUCUGGCGCCACCGUCAAUGCGGUGGCAGCAACAGUAGUAGAGAGGGAUGCCAUUCCCUACACAAACGCCGCCAUGCGUACCGCUGCGGAGGAAGCGGCGGAUCAAACGGCGCGCAGCAACCUGCAUGUGCUUGUGUACACGACCUGCGUCUACGCAGAAGUAGAGGAGGUCUUAGGCAUCUAUGGGCACUGCACAACCUUCGUCACGAAUGCGGCGAAGAUGCUACGGUACGCCCGCUCAGGGCUGCACCUCUUCGACGUCGUGAUUGUGGAGUGGGUGGACUCUCUUAUUAGCGCGGAAAUGCACGACACGCUCACCAGAGAUGCCGUUGAGGAGACCGUCGUCGCCUUCUUCAUCUCGACAAGGCCCAGCGUGCGCACACCGACGAUGAACGUCAAUAACAUCAUGAAGGACGCGACGGUGGUCAUGUACGCUGACAACCUGCUGGAAGGACUGCUCUCGCGGAACGUGCUUGAGGAGGUGCAGCAGCUAAUCCGUCGCCGCCGACUUCUGCGCUCGAUGGUAGGUGUGAGGAAGGAGCAGUCGUACCAAAUUGUGAGCCACAUCGGCAGCGGCGCCUUUGGCGACGUCUUCGAGGUAAUGAUGUACGUGUCGCGCGGCAGACUGGCGAUGAAGCGCAUCUUUUUGAAGAGCAUGAAGCUGCGGCAGCUGGAGAUCAUCAACCGUGAAGUCAGCAUCAUGCGCUCUCUGGAACACCCUAAUAUCGUGUCUUUCUCGCACACCCGACUGGAGGACAACGCGUACGCCAUAUUCAUGGAGCUCUGCGACGCGACGCUGGCGAAUAAUCUUCUGGAGCCGUCCGUGGCAAUUCCGGGAGCAGCCCAGCGGCAGCAAUACCGCAGCGCCGUCCCGGUGGCGGAAUACCCAGGUAACGCCAUGAGCAACAGCAGCAACUCCGCCAGCGGCAGCGGCGUCGAGGGCAAGGUCGACAUGGAGGGUAUGCUGCGAGCGGCAGCGCGCGAGGGCGGCGGAACCGAAUUUCCCGGCUCCAACGGGGCCUCGAUAAUGGCGCCGGAGCUCAAACGUCCGCAGGACGCCGUCAUGAUCGUGCACGACAUCGCCAGCGCACUGAUCUACCUGCAUCGCCGCGGCAUCAUCCACCGGGACAUCAAACCAGCCAACGUGCUCUUCGCGAACGGCAUGGCAAAGCUCGGCGACUUCGGGUCGGCAGUGAAGAUGACGGAGUCUCGGCAGCUGCGCAACAUGAAAGGGACGGUGAGCUACAUGGCACCAGAGAUGGUGCUUGGCGAGCCGUACACCGAGUCCUGUGACCUGUGGUCCUUUGGGUGCCUAAUCGCACGUAUCAUGGGCAUCAACCUGGGCCACCUGAACGGGCUCCACAUGCCGGCGCUCAACGAGCUGUACCGCGCCAUUCCCAAGACCGGAUCCCUGCCGCUCACCUUUACCAACCGUCUGUCCUCGCGCUUUGCGAAUCACUACACGGAGGAGACGACGAACCGCGUGCUGAAGGCGCUCAAACAUGCCAUCGAGAUGGACAUGGCUGAGCGGCAGCUUUCUGCUUCGCCGAACCCACACGACUCUGCUGACACGAGUAGCACCGUCGAAGGCAAACAGACGCAGAGCAGCAGCCAGCAGACCACCUCCAUUGACAGUGACGCGUCACUCUGCACAGACACGGCAUCGCCGACGAGCGAGCCGGAAUCAGGGCGCGUCACGGAGCCAGAUGGCACCAGGACUGCCACCGCCGCCGCCGCCGACACUCAAAACCGUCGUCGCAGUAUCUUGUGCACCACGACAUCCAAUAGCGUCUUACUGGGCGAAUUCUCUGUGCUGCUCCCCACCUCGCUCGUGGACCUUUUUAAUCGGCUGUUUCACCGCGAUCCUACGAAGCGCAUGACGGCGGCCGAGGUUUUGGAACAUCAAGUCUCGUGGGAUGUGGAGUGGAUGGCGCGCAUGAUGCAGGAGAUCUAUGAGGUUUCGUGCCUGAUUGCGCAGAGAAGCGCGGGUGCGCAAGGCGCAGGAGGAGGGGCGAGCCGGUACCCUUUAGCGGGGCAUGCUAAUGGAGGGCGGCUGCCGCAUGGUGGGGAGGGUGCUGGAAUGGGCGCGGCUACACCGUCAGUGACGACGGGCAACUUCGCGUACUUCCCUAUCCAACCCGGCUCCGGUGAGCUGGCGUGGAUGACUGACAGUAGUGGAGGCCAGCGCAUUCUCGGCUCGGCCGGGACAGGCAGUGGUGCCAACAUCCCGUCAGCCGCGAGCAACUAUGUACUCGACUUGUCUCUAAGCAGCAGCUGUAGCGGUGGUGGCGAUGACAGCGGCAGCAGGGGUGGCGAAGACGAGGUAUCUGACGACUGA